CCCGUAUGGGUAUCCGUAUAUAAUCUGGAAAUUUCUGCAACGCCAACGGCGUGCGUCCUACUCUAGCUGUACUGUAUCGAUUCUUUAUAAGUGACGUAGUGAGCUGUAUAAUCAUGAGUGCCGCUCGCAUGAUUCAGCAGGUGGAGCUGCUGAAGGAAUUCGUAGAACUCUGUAGAAGAGACCCAGACAUCGUACAUCAGAAGGAACUCAAAUUUUUUAAAGAUUGGAUUGAAAGUUUGGGAGGAACAUUUCCCCCUCCCACUGAGCCAGAAGAAACACAAAAGCAACCUGAACCUGAAAAAGAACCAGAGGUUAAACCAGAACCAAAGCAAGAACCAGAGCCUGAACCCGAACCAGAGAGUGAAGAAAGUGAUUUAGAACUGGAUAAUACUGGUGUGAUAGAGGACAAUGACACGGAACUACCAGAGGAUGGGGACGAUUCUGCGGAGGUUACUGAAGAGAUGAUGGACUCGGCCAAUGAAAAACGAUCGGAAGCCAUGGCUGCAUUUUCUGAUGGCAAUUUUGAUGAAGCACUAAAGUUGUUCACUGAGGCAAUUAAGAUUAAUCCACAGUCUGCUUUGCUUUACGCAAAAAGAGCAAGUAUAUUUAUCAAACGGAAGAAACCAAACAAAGCAAUACACGAUUGUACAAAGGCUAUUCAGCUUAACCCAGACUCAGCCCAGCCUUACAAAUGGAGAGGAAGAGCAUAUCAACUGUUGGGCAAGUGGGAGGAGGCUUACCAUGAUCUGACGAUGGCCUGCAAACUGGACUUUGAUGAUAUGUCCAAUGAAUGGCUGCACGAAGUCACACCUAACGCAAAGAAAAUCAUGGAGCACAACAGAAAAUAUGAAAGGAAAAGGGAAGAAAAAGAAAUUAAAGCUAGAAAGGAGAGGUUGAGAAAAGCAAAGGAGGAAUACGAAAGAGCAAAGUCAUCGAGUACUAGUAGUGGUCCAGGAUUUGGAGGAGCAGGAGGAUUUGGAGCAGGGGGUUUUCCAGGGGGAUUUCCUGGAGGAAUGCCGGGAGGCAUGGGAGGAAUGCCUGGAGGUAUGGGAGGAAUGCCUGGAGGCAUGGGAGGAAUGCCUGGAGGCAUGGGAGGAAUGCCAGGAGGUAUGCCUGGAGGCAUGGGAGGAAUGCCUGGAGGCAUGGGAGGAAUGCCCGGAGGCAUGGGAGGAAUGCCCGGAGGCAUGGGAGGAAUGCCAGAUUUGGGUAACAUUCUCAAUGAUCCGGACAUUGUACAGGCAUUCUCUGAUCCAGAGGUAGCUGCAGCUUUCCAGGAUAUCAGCCAGAAUCCUCAGAACAUGAUGAAGUAUCAGAAUAACCCUAAAGUCCAAGCUCUCAUCAAUAAAAUGGCUACCAAAUUUGGAGGCAAAACACCUGGUGGAACUGACGAGCCUCCGGUAAUUAGAUAGUUUCUUCUCAGUUAAUUUUCCCUUAAGAUGAGUAGUAAGGUGUGGUAGGAAUAUGUGUCAUUUAAUAAAGAUGACAAAUUGCCUCAAAUACAUGUAAACUGUAAAAGUUCCAUAUAAGUAACAUUUAUCUAUAAUAACAGUUGCAUGUAAAAUUUGACCUAUAACCUCUCAUUAUGUGCACAGUGGGAUCUUGGUAAUCCAGAUGCCAUUAAUAGGAACAUGUCAUCUUCCGGAUGAUUUGGGGGGGGGGGGGGGGGGGGUGAGGCAAAUACCUUAUUUUACGUUAUAUUAUGAACCAGGAAUUUUGUGUUGCAGAUCUGGACAAUAAGUUUUUAUUAAAAUGUUAAAUUGCAUUUGAAAAUUAUAUCAUUAAAUUGGAUGGUAAUUUGAUUUUUUGUCAACACCUCCUUAAUUAGAUGACUAACAUUAUCUAUGUGAUGGCGUGUUAAUUAAACAGCACAUUGCUAAUCAAGACAUUGUAUUGUCAAUUUUUGCAUACUGCAUCUGUAAUAUGUGUAGUGUUAAAUUGUAAACAAUAGGCAACAUAUUAUUUGAUUGUCUUGAUCAAUAGGUUAUCAAUAGCUGCAAUGGUGAGAGCAUGAACAGCUAGUGCAUGUGCUUUUUAAAAAAAGAAUUUAAAAAAAAAAACUGCUUCAGUGAAGAAUUUAACAUUUAUACAUUACAUGUAUUUGCAUUUUUAAAAGUAUUAUGAACUAGUAAAAUUUCUAUUUCUUUAUUUCAGAUGUAAAGAUAUGAGCAAUGCGAAGACUGUUUGAAAAGUGUAUGCAUAACUUUUGACUAUAUAGUUAUAUAGAAUUGUACAUAAUCAUACUUGUUACACACAGCAGAUCAAAGUCAGGUUUGUUCUGUACUUUUUCAAUCCUCACCCUUCAUCUAUGAUUGUGCCGUGUAUGUAGCGUUGUGAUGUAACCAGGUCAUUUGUUUGCAAUUCUGCUUAACAAAAAUUUAAGCUUCUUUUUCCCCCCAUUAUAUACAUGUAAAAUAUGACUAAUGCUUUUAUCAUCUGUCAUUAAGUAGACAUUAAUUAUUUUGUGUGUUUAUUUAUAAAAUUCUCAUUGCAAGUUUCAAAAUGCAUGAAGUCUAAGCUGAUUUUUUUCAGACACUGACACAACAUUCUGUGAAGUUCUUGAAGUGUUUUGAUAAAAUACAUGGUAUAUAGCAUAUAUAUCCAUGUUUAUCAUGAUUGAGUUGCACUCAAAUUGUUUUUACACCAUGCAUUUACAUUUUUGUUUAUGGGAAUUGCUUAUUAUGCCAACAGUUUUAAUUUUAUAUACUCAUCAAUGGCAUUUGAUGGUUGAUUUGUUUCCAUUAAAGGUACAUGUAUGUAAAUAUAUGGAAAAGAAGCC
Molecule: messenger RNA, 2776 nt
Organism: Ostrea edulis (European flat oyster)
Lineage: Eukaryota; Metazoa; Mollusca; Bivalvia; Ostreida; Ostreidae
Product: hsc70-interacting protein-like
Exons: 12
Coding region: 114-1409 (431 amino acids)
Molecular function (GO): Hsp70 protein binding; protein dimerization activity
Source: RefSeq, a predicted model, not a curated record